UUACGCGUCUUUGUAUCGUCUAUUCUUCCCUUAUGUCUCCAUUACAGCGGGGCUGAAUUUAUAACUAGAGAGAGGGGGGGGGGGGAGGACAGAAAUGGGGAUUCAGAGGGCGACGGCACUGUUGGAAGAUCUGAUAGAGAAAGCGGGUGGUUGUGCCGUCGUGGACGGUGGUUUUGCCACCCAGCUUGAGAAACAUGGGGCCUGCAUUAACGACCCUCUUUGGAGCGCUCUUUGUUUGAUCAAAGAUCCUGAUCUCAUCAAACGGGUUCAUUUAGAGUAUCUAGAGGCUGGUGCAGAUAUAUUGGUAACUUCAUCUUAUCAGGCCACUCUUCCAGGAUUUCUAUCCAGGGGACUGUCUAUUGAAGAAGCAGAGUUACUACUAGAAAAGAGCGUCAAAUUGGCUGUCGAGGCCCGUGAUAAGUUCUGGGAUGCCGUUAGAAGGACUCCUGGGCACAGCUAUAAUAGGGCUUUGGUUGCAGCAUCCAUUGGAAGCUAUGGUUCUUAUCUUGCUGAUGGCUCAGAGUACAGUGGGAAUUACGGACCACGUGUGAAUUUGGACAUGCUGAAGGAUUUUCAUCGGCGCAGAUUGCAAGUUCUUACUAAAGCAGGUCCAGAUUUGCUGGCUUUUGAGACCAUUCCCAAUAAAUUGGAAGCUCAGGCCUGUAUUGAGUUGCUUGAAGAAGAGAAUGUCCAAAUUCCAUCUUGGAUCUGUUUCAGUUCCGUAGAUGGCGAGAAUGCCCCAUCAGGAGAGAGCUUUCAGGAAUGCCUCGACAUUAUAAACAAGAGUAACAAAGUUAGUGCAGUUGGAAUAAAUUGCGCACCACCCCAUUUUAUUGAAAAUCUCAUCCAGAAAUUCAAGCAGGUAAUUCUUACAGAACUGCUACUAUUCCCCAAAAUGAAAAUUUUAAUGUGAUUUAGAAGGCAUUUUUUUUUCCAUGUCCCCCAGUUAACUGGAAAGGCAAUAAUUGUUUAUCCCAACAGUGGUGAGAUAUGGGACGGCAUAGCUAAGAGAUGGGAGCCCUCGCAGUGCUUUGAUGACAAGAAGUUUCAGUUGUUUGCUACAAGAUGGCGCGAAGCAGGUGCUAAACUUAUUGGUGGCUGCUGUAGAACUACACCUUCAACCAUUCGUGGCCUUUCAAAAGUUCUAAAAGAAAGUUCCUGACAUCAAAGUUGGAUUGUUUUACUGCUAGUAGUGUGAUCCCCCAUUGUCAUCCAUUCUAGUUUCUUUUAUCCCUCUUUGUAGUGGGGUUCAUUUAUUGUAGUUCAUGCACUCUUAUUCCUUAAGAAGAAAAAAAGAAAGAAAUAGAGCAUAUGGUUUGCCCUUUUUCCCAACCUUAUUCAGAUUAGCGUUUGUUAUCUGGAGGCUUUGAAAGAAAGCGCACGUAGAAAUUUUAUGACCCAAAUUCUGUUUGCA
Messenger RNA from Ilex paraguariensis (yerba mate), 1414 nucleotides. Lineage: Eukaryota; Viridiplantae; Streptophyta; Magnoliopsida; Aquifoliales; Aquifoliaceae. The record is from the annotation of a GenBank genome assembly.